AUGUUGAUGAAAAGUAGAGACGGCCGAGAAGGCUCCGCCAGACUACUGGAUGCAGAGGCCGAGGAGAGGUCGAGCAACAAGCUCGAUGGGGUAGGCCUCGACUACCGGCGCAGUCUCGAUCCACUAGAAGCCAACAUCUACUUGGACGCCUUGUUCGGGCCCUUGUACUACAAGCUCGACCGGAUCCGAAAGGAAGGAUCUCCCCAACCUCGGUUUACCGACUACCGGCUCGUCUGCGUUUUCAUGCUUCUCAACUUCUUCACUCAGCUUGCCAUAGCCUUCAAGAUCUAUCAGGUGGGAGAUCACACUUAUGGCUUCAUCCGGGAUAGCUUGAUGGGCAGUACCUGCUGGAGAGUGUCACACCACCCCGAGCUUGUUGGGGUUGUCUAUCCGUCGAGUUUGUCGGGCUUGCUGGACCCCUCGGAUUCUGAUUACGACUGCCUUCCACCGAUCCUCACGCUGUCCAUCUUCCCUGAAAUCGUGGAUGCCAACAAGGAUGGGUUUUGGUCGAGCGAAGAAGUGACGGAGCGUCAGGUGCUCAUGAGCAGCCUGGGGAGCACCAUGGCUACGGAAUUGAACAACACCAUGUUCAACAUGGCGGUGUAUGAUGAGACGAACCGCAAGGGCUCGCGCAGCUCCUCUCAUGGCUCCCCAAGACUGGACAUGGAUUUCUUCAAGCAUUACAAGGGAGAGAUCCAGGUGUGCGUGGGCAACGACAGGAACUUGUGUGGGAACCUUGAGGGCUCCGGUCAACUCCGUGGGAUGCUUGAAGGUAAUCACCCAGCAGACCGCGUGGAGAAGUGCACGAGCGUUCUUGAGACCUUUUGCGGAAAGAUCUUCGGGACCGACUACCUGUGGCUUCAUCACCAGAACCAGGAUAUUUGCGGCAAAGCAUUUUUCCAAAGAAGAAAGGGCGUCAACAUCGCUCACUAUGCCGCAGUUUCCACAUAUCAAGGAGAGGCUGAUUCGAUUCUUGGUCGUGUUUUCAUCUCCUUCCUCGUCCUCAUGAUCUUCAUAUGGGUCAUGCUGAUGAUAAGCGAAUUCCGCCACAUCUACAACUUCGUCUACGUCGUUUGGAACAUGCGGUCAACCGACAACUCGGACCCUGACUUCGUCACCCAAACCGACGCAUUGAAGUGGAAUGUGGUAAAGCUGCCUAUUGGCCACAAAGUCUUUGCCUUGCUGGGCAUCGCUUUGCCACGGAUUAUCAUCGCCUGCGUUGUCAUGUGCGUGGGCUGCAGUUUUCUGGCGAUGACCAACAACCUCUUGGAUCUUGUGCUCAACAGCACCGCCCUUGGCUUUCUCAUUGAGGUGGACGACUUGAUCCACACUGCCCUGUUAGGUAAGAACUUCGAGAUCCAUGUCAUGAGCCAUUUCGAGACACUGGCGGUUGAAUGCCACGUGCACUCCGCGGCGAGCUCCUACGCAGCUUUGAUCGUGUCGUUUCUGAUUACGGGAGUCUUCGUCACGUACACAUAUCUGAAACCGAACGGAUUACAAGAUGUUGGCUUUGGUGUGGAAUGUUUGUGUCACCUGGAAGGCAAUUGCUACGCACAGCGCCUCCUGCCGCGCGGUAGUGGGCUGUAG
Symbiodinium natans is the source of this 1587-nucleotide messenger RNA. The record is from the annotation of a GenBank genome assembly. NCBI's taxonomy places the organism in Eukaryota, Dinophyceae, Suessiales, Symbiodiniaceae.